Molecule: messenger RNA, 885 nt
Organism: Salvelinus sp. IW2-2015
Lineage: Eukaryota; Metazoa; Chordata; Actinopteri; Salmoniformes; Salmonidae
Source: RefSeq, a predicted model, not a curated record
AUGCCACAUCAUGCCACCUCACACCUCGCCACAUCACAUCACGCCACAUCACACCUCACCACGCCACACCUCACCACAUCUCACCACACCACAUCUCACCACGCCACCUCACACAUCACACCUCGCUACAUCACGCCACAUCACACCUCGCCACGCCACAUCACACCUAGCCAUGCCACAUCGCACCUCGCCACGCCACACCUCGCCAUGCCACAUCAUGCCACCUCACACAUCGCCACAUCACAUACACCUCACCAUGCCACACCUCACCUCACCACGCCACCUCACACCUCGCCACAUCACAUCACACCUCACCACAUCACACCUCACCACGCCACCUCACACCUCGCCACAUCACACCUCGCUACAUCACGCCACAUCACACCUCGCCACGCCACAUCACAUCAUACCAUGCCACCUCACACCCCGCCACAUUACACCUCGCCACAUCACACCUCGCUACAUCACGCCACAUCACACCCUCGCCACGCCACAUCACAUCACACCUCGCCACAUCAUACCAUGCCACCUCACACCCCGCCACAUUACACCUCGCCACAUCACAUCACUUCACACCACACUCGCCACAUCACACCAUGCCUCGCCACACCACAUCACACCUCGCACACCACAGCUCGCCACAUCACACCACACCUCGCCCACACCACAUCGCAUCACACCUCAUCACAUCACAGCUCGCCACAUCACGCCACACCUCGCAAGCCACAUCACACCAUGCCUCGCCACACCACAUCACACCUCGCUACACCACGCCACACCUCAUCAAGCUCGCCCACACCACAUCACACCUCGCCACACCAUAGCAGAUCAGAGCACACGAGACCACAACACAGCAGAGCACGCCAAACCACACAGACUAAUUAG